Neocloeon triangulifer is the source of this 6230-nucleotide messenger RNA. RefSeq names its product nuclear factor NF-kappa-B p100 subunit-like. The record is from RefSeq and is a predicted model, not a curated record. Bases 3607 to 5286 code for a protein of 559 amino acids. Gene Ontology annotation, molecular function: protein binding; DNA-binding transcription factor activity; DNA binding. Gene Ontology annotation, biological process: non-canonical NF-kappaB signal transduction; response to cytokine; cellular response to stress. Gene Ontology annotation, cellular component: cytoplasm. The transcript is spliced from 7 exons. Lineage: Eukaryota; Metazoa; Arthropoda; Insecta; Ephemeroptera; Baetidae.
CAACAAAACACUACCUAAGGUUGCUCUUUUUGGUUGGACCACUAAUGAGCCAGUGUUCAUUCGGUGCACCUUGGCUGCUGAUGACGAGACCCAUGAACACCCACAUCUUCUGGUCAGGAAGUUGAAGAAAAAUGAGGAGGUCCAUACUGUCGUGACUCUCGACAGGACUUUUCCCCGAAGUUCUCACUUUGCGCAGAGCUGGAGACUUUCCCGGACUCGAACGUGCUUCUUAAUUAAUUAUUGACUUAACUUGGCGGCCUCAUGGAAAUUGGCUUUAAUUCUAAUUGGCCUUUAAUGCUUUUACUCUUUUAUCUUUGUGCUCUAACUAAAAAGGGUUAAUUGAUAUUUCAAGUAAACAAGUUAAUUAACAAUAACAAAUAAAGUGAUGGUUUAUUCUUAAAACUAAACAAUAAUUGGCCAAACUAAUGCGGAAUUACUAUUAGAUUUAAUAUUCUAAUGCUGAGUUUUAAAGUUCGGGCUGAAUUAGUGAACGGAUUAAGCUGAUUUAAAAGGAUAUUCAGUUCCGAAUUUAUCUAGCGUGGGCGCCAAGCAAUACCUUUUAAAGCGGGAAGGGAAACCAUUACAACCACACUCAGUCGAGUCCAGGAAGCGUCUGCUUGGGCACUCAGGUGGCGCCCUGAGCGCGGCGGUCGUAGUUCUCGGUGGUGGCGUGGCGCGCGGGGCGGGAACUUAAGGGUUGUGCUCAGCUUUGGUUAAUAUACUAAAUGGCCUUAACGCGCGCGGUUACAUAUAAUUAUAAGAUUUGUACAAUUAAAGUUCUUCUUCUGCAAUACAAUAAUUAAAGAUCCCUGUGGUUACACCACAGACUGCCUCCCGACAAAUCUGAGUCACGCCCUCGUGACUCGUAACUUCUUUGUCCUCCCUGGUCCUCGGCAGGGUCAGUCUGGGGCGCAAGGUUGACAGCAUUCGAACAAGCUGCGCAAGUGCUCUCGAGGGCCGAGGGCGUCCGAGACAAUGGGGUUGUUAUCGGGUCCCUCAGACAGGCUUGCGCUCCGCUGCAGGUUCUCAGGGUGGUGAGAAUUGGUUCUCAGCGGGCGCGUCAUCCAGGUUGCCCUCAAGUCAGCAACUCGGCAUCUGUGACCUGUGCUUUCUGUUCGGACAGAUUCAGACAAAUAUGUUUCGCAAACAGUGAACUUACAUUUUAAUUACAAUUUUCUUAAAUUUUAAUUUUUUUUCCUUAAUUGACAUAUUAUUAAUUUAUAAUUUCCACUUUUGGCAUUUUAAACAAAUUUUUCUCUAAAAUUAAUUUCUUAAAUUUCAAAUUUAAUUUAUCCGUAAAAUUAACAUGAUUUUUAACAUUUUAUUCCUAAGAAAAUUUGGCACGAAAUUGCUCACACUGGAUUAAAUAGCUAAAAAGCAGAAUGAAUGAAGGUGGUAAGCAACCCGCGUUACGUUUGUGCGAGCGUUUUCUUUCUUCCUCGUCUUCUUGCCUGCUCGCUCCUGCGGGAGGCGUGACGUCACGCACAGGGCAGCGAACAGCGGUGCGGUGGAGGGAGGAGGAAAGGUCCCAAAACAAAACAUAAACAAAUUGGCGAUGAGAGAACUGCACUCGUCGAUGCGCGGAUGCGGCGAUGAUUUUUCGACACGAUUUCGCUUGCCGACAGUGCCGACGAAUGUAGGAGGUGAGCUUGAACUAUUCGCACAUUUAAUUAUUCUAACAUUUUGACAACAAUUUUAAAACACAGCUUAGAUUUAAGUGUCGCGAUUUGUAAGCACUCUUUUCCCACAACGUAAACAAAAUUUCAAAACAAUUCUUAUUUUAAAUUCACUCAUAUUUUUCUUAAAUUAUUGUGGCCUAACUUAAUUCCUUGCAUUUAAAAUUAAACAUAAUCAUUGAAAUCAUAAUACUGUCCACCUUAAAUUAAAAUUACAAAAUACAAUUUUACACAAUCAAUUCUCAAAUUUUUCUCUGGACAAAAUUCAACUGUGUUACAUUUGACGAUCUUGUUUUCCUUUUUAACUUGUAACUUUUUGAAAUUUUAUAUUUGAACUCUUAAUUUAUAAUUGGGGAAAUUCUAACUUUUGCUGUGGCUCAUUUGCUUUUAAAACAUUUUAUCAUUUCACAAAAUAUAAUUAAUUUUCAUUUACUUUUAAAAUUCACUUUCUUAAUUUUAAUUACAUUCUUGACUUAAAAUUAAAAAUUCACACAUACUAAUUUUCACAUUCUUUCAGGAUAUCUCUUGCUCGUCAAGAAGCUUUUACGGCCUCCCGACAAGACUCUUGCGUCGGUCUUCUCUUCUGGUGGGAUGAGAUGACUCUACUUGGACCUUGGGGUUGCUCGAGGUUGGCAUCCAAGCACACUGGAGCCUUUCUUUGGUUUCCGAUGGAGGGAGCCCAUCGAGUUGCUCGACAGUGGCGGACAUUCACGACAAGCUGGACGAAGGCUAAGAGGCUUUCCUUGGUUGCUGGAGGGUGGCCGUUGGUGAUCGGCAGUGUAGCUCCCACCGUGGAGCCACACACGGAGGUGAUGGUCGCACUCGGAGGCUGAACGGGGCAGACUGACGGUGCUGCUGGAUUGCUCUGCCACAUAUUGGACGUCACCACACUGCUGGUGGUUUGCAUGAGAGUGCUCUGGUGGUUGGGGGCACCAAAGACAGCAUCCUUCAGCUGGCGAAUGUAUCCCAAGAGCUGCUGCUGCUGCUGCAAUUUUUCAUCCUCAGCUGCUUGAGCUUGCUCCUCACGCUCACGCCGGAGCUUGGUUCGCCGCAAGAAGUGCUCUUGAUUUUCUGCAAUUUCCCUCAUGCUGGAAAGGCCAUCAAACGCAUCUUUGGCCUCGGAGUAGCUGGGUGGCUGCUCAAACUCGGACGCCAACGCCUUCUUCAGGUCUUGGAGUGAGAGGGCGUCCAAGUUGAGCUUGCUGGCGAACCGGAACACAUCGCCUUCAGUGUUGCUGACAGCAAGGCGGACAAGCUCUGCAUCUCGGGUGUUUGGAAAUGCGAUUUUCACCCGCUCAACACUGUGGAUGAAGUUCUUCAAGGACAGGCUGCUAUCUGCUUUGUAGAUGCCAAUCAACUGGUAGACAUGGGCUCGAAUGGCGAUGGACUGUGGGUCUUCUGGUUGGACAUCUCUGUUGACCAACUCGGAUGAGGUGAGAGGUUCCAUGGUCAAAUUGGUGAGUACAAUAUUACAAAAUUUCUUAAAUUUAUUCGCUUAUUUAUAAAAAUUGAGCCACAACAAUAAAAUUUAGCAAUGGACCAUUUUAUUUGUUUCUUUGUAAAAAAAAAUUCUCUCAAUUAGAGGAUUAUCACCCAAUCUCUAAUUUAACUUUUCGCGUUUUUAACCCAACUUUGCUGAUUACUUUUAACUUUCAAUUUCCGAGUUCCUUUUUGGCAUGAAGUGCACCUUUGCAAAACGCCCUUAAGGCUGAUAUUUACAAAAAGCACUCUACCCACUUAAAUAAUAGGAUCCAUUACAACUUAAAAGGGAUACCUUAAAUUAACAGCUCUGCGUUUUUCUUGGUCGCGCUCUACAGCAGUGUGCCUGUGUUUUCCCGUGAACAAAUUCGGCAAGUGCUUCUUAAGGCGCUCUCCUUCCGUCAGCCUCUUGUUUCUCGGUGUACCUCGAUCCAGCGGUCGCUUCUUGUCGAUGGCACCAGGCUUGUCACGGUCGGUCUCGGAUCCUCAGAACUUCGGCGAAAACAGGGUACGGGAGAGUACCGUGCUCUCUGGGCUGGCCAGGGUGCGCGGGACGUUCCAAAGGGCAAACGAGCCCCAUUUGGUUGAAUUAAAUUUGGAGAACAACUGGGAGGCCGAAUUCAAAGUUGGCAUUAUUCAAACAGCUAAGAGAGAUGCUACUAAAAUUCUAACGGAGAAAAUGAUUCGUAGAAGAGAGGAAACUGGCACGACAAAGACUUUGAAUUCUAAAGAGAAAAUGAAAAUUGCCAGAGAAGCCGAAGGCCAUGCUGCAACGGUUAAUUUAAACUCCGUCAAACUGAGAUUUGAAGCUGUAGAUGCAAACAACUUGCCAAUUUAUGGCUGCAAUGGAUUGCCUUUGAUUGUGUCUUCACAGCCGAUCCUGAAUAAAAAGUGUGCAGCUAAUGGAGAGCUGAAGAUCAUCAAGGCUAGCUUGACAGCUGGGUCUUGCAGAGGAAACAGCGAGGUGAUGCUGUUUGUCGAUAAGGUUGACAAAAAGAAUAUCAAAGUCAGGUUCUUUGAAGAAGACGAACAUUCUAUGGUCAUUUGGGAGGAUUUCGCCAAAUUUGGUGAGGCUGAUGUCCACCACCAGUAUGGCAUUGUUUUCAACACUCCUCCUUAUCGAGACCAGAGCAUUGACAACGAUGUUGAGGUUCUGUUCGAGCUUGUUCGGCCAAAGGACAAUCAGAGAUCUGAACCUCUAGCAUUUAUUUACCGACCUGCUGAAGAAUGCCCUGGGAAAAAGCGCAAGUUCAACAUUGAUGAAGAGCUCAAUAUUGUGGCACCUAAGACAACCAAUAGCCUCAACCAAUACUUACAGGAGACGUUUCAUCUUCCUGAUACUCCUGCUUCACAAGAUGACCAUGAUCAGGUAUCCAGCACAAACCAAUUUGCAACCGAUCCAUUAUACACCAGGGAUCCUUUUGAAAUGAUAGAUAUUCAAACUAUAGAAAAUUCAUUUGGAAGUAUUGAGGAGUUCAAUAAUCUUUUAAUGGAUCAAGACAGUAUGGCCAUUGCACAGGAUGGAGUCAAGCGGGGUUGGAAUACCAGCAGUAUUGUGAAGAGGUCUCAACCAAAAAGCAUGCAGCAAAAAGUGUGGUCUGCUGUGUUGAAUGGUGAAUUGGACAGUCUGAAAAGCAUUUUGGAGAGUUUCGAACAACGACAAAAAACCACUGCCAAAACUUUGUUGGAGGCUACCGAUGACUCCGGUCGAUCUGCUAUACACAUGGUUGCAGAAAUAGGAAAUGUCGAGAUGCUGCAAGUACUACUGGACCUGGACAUAGAUGCCACUGUCCCUGAGAGGAGUGGAGGGAAAACGCCCCUUCAUCUGGCUGCCCGUGGAGGUCGUGAGGCUGUUGUCAAUUUACUUGUCCAAGAGGCUGCCUCGUCCGUCGACACCCGAGACUGGAAAGGGCAAACAGCCUUGCAUUACGCAGCCUCUGCUGGUUGGUGUUCCAUCUGCGAAACACUCCUUGACGCAGAGUCUGAUGCUGAAACCCCUAAUCUGGAGGGAGAAACGCCCUUGGAGCUGGGAUUGGAGAAGAAUGGCAUAAGGGAGGUCUUUGCCAAGUACGUUGAGAGCCUGGACGAGAAGUUAUCUUUUUUAAAGAUAUCCAACAGUGAUCAAAAGUAAUUUUUAAAAUAGGCCACUUUUCCUGAAAAUUGUGAUUUGCUGAAAUUAAAUUUUCUGGUCUCCUAUAAUAAGUAAAAUGGUUACUUUAGCUGCACACUUGGAAGAAAAUCAUUCUUUGCAGCAUAAUAUUGGGAAAUUGACCUUAUAUUAAAAAACAAUCAAUUUUUUAUGGAAUUUUGUAUCAAAUUAGAUAUAAUAAUUAUCUUUAUCCCGCCAAGACCAGUGCACUCUUGAGCUUGCAGAAGGCAAGCUCCAAUCUUGAUUGUAAUGAACUGUGAAACAAUUUUAGAAAUUUAUGAUCAAAUUUGACGCAAUGUUAAUUUUAAAAAUAAAGGAGCUAGUUGUAUUGAUUAAAGAAGAUUAUUCAUUAGUGUUCAUUAUUCUUUACCAGCUAAAUUGCAGAAAUUAUCAAUCACGUUGGAGUGAAGAUAAUCUUGAGAAAAUGAAAAAAUCCUCUAUUGAAAAAAAACUUAAAUUAUUAUGUAUUGUAUCGAAUAAAAAAUCUACUGGGUAUAAUAGAAAAAGUCGGUAAUUUCAAAUAGUAACAUAAUGCGGUUAUUUCAGGAUUAUCAAAUCAAGAUUUUUACUGUUCAGAUUUUAAUAACCCUAAAAGUGUAUUUUAAUGUCAUGUAGUAUGAUUGUGCAGUUCUAUAUGAAUAUAAAGUAUGUAGUAAAUUAUAUUAAUGAAAUCGGGUCGUCAGAGAAAGCAUGCCAUAUAACAUAGUCUACUGGCGGCGCUCCUGCUGAAACGUUUGCAAGCAACGGAAUAAUUUAAUUUUUUAUUAUACUUUUAGCUGUUGUUAAAACAAUAUUUUUUACAAGAUACGUUUUCCAAAUGGGAUAACAUUCAACAGAGAUUUUAAUUCACGUUUGCAUGCAUUUUCUAUUUUUCCACUGAAGUUGAACAUUGACGAGCACAAAUGGUAACAUAUAAAAAUGAAAAA